AGUCAGUCAUGUAACGCGUUUCUAUAAGAGCUUCUUUUAAUUGAAGGUCUACCCACUUUUGCUGGGGGUUCAGCUUAGGAAAAAGAAGACACUGGAUAGGUGCAAUGUAACUCUUAGGGUCUUGGUGUUAUUAAACAUUUCUUUUGCCUAUAAAAAUACGCACGAAUUUCAGGUGAACUAGAAAAUUAAAAUUAUAACAUUCCAUAGUUAUAGCUAGUUAAUUUAGUAAAUACUAUAAUUCCUCCGAAAAUUUAUAGUUUGCUUCAGAUACAUUUCCGAACUAAUUAAAGAUAGACUUUUUGUUAAAUUAUAUACAUUGUGGUUUAAAAAAUGGUUUCAAUAUAUUUUUCCUUGUACUAUUUCAACCUAAUUAAUGACAGUCUCAUGUUUCAAAAAAUCAUUUUGAUAGGAACUGGAACGUCCAAUAAAACGAGAUGUUACUAAAGAAUAUCAAUGACACAAAAAUAGAACUGAUUGUUCAUUACUAUUUUUCUUGAUUAAGGCAACUUGCAAUUUCGAUGUGAUCAAUAUGUUCUUCAAUGUUUCUCCCGUCUUCGAACACAACUUUGUGCCACUGAACUCCAAAAUUAAAUAUUAUUGACUCGAUCUUCUAUAAUGUAAAAGUUUAUACAGAUAGGAUGUGUAAGAAUUUAAUAUUUAGAUUAUCACAAAUUUAAAGCACGUCCAUAACAGAUAUUAAAAUUGUAUAACUAUUUUUCACAGACUAAAAGAAGAAAAAGGAGCCACAAGUUACCCAAAGUCCAGCUUUGAGUCUAUCAGGGGUAACCAUUCACUAUGACCCAAAAGGUUACUGAAAUACCAGCACAUCUCCUGUGCUGCGUGGUCACCUUGUAUCUCUGCCUACUCCCGCCCACAGACAGUCAGAAACCAGCUCCGCCAUGUUCCUUCAUCUUACAAAACAACAAGACUAUGUUGGAAAAACUCGCAUACGACUUCGACAAGGAGAGCAGCACCGUGAUUCUAGAAUAUGCCAUCAGAUUUAGUAGCACGGACGAUGCUGAAGGUUUUAUCAAUCGAUCAAGUCACGAUACCUUUGAACCACUAAGGUAAGCCAUUCAAAUGUGAAUAUUUAUUUAUUAUGUAAAAAUAUAUCUGAUUGUGUCAACAAAUUUAAUUUACGUUUUACUUGUAAUCGAACAGAAGUGAUAUGACAUAUUCGUCUAUAUCUUAUGGGCCCACCAUCAAUGUAAUAAUUAUUCUGGCUAAUAUGUAUGUACAGGGGAUUCGCAAUGUUUCUGUGCCUGGUAUUGAAGAUGAAACUUCCCUGGUUGCAAGGGCUAUUUAUUGGGGGUACCAGGAACUGAGGAUUGGAAGAUAGGAGGCAAAUGUGUCAAGUGUUGUCGCCUCAAAUGUUCCUUUUUGGAAACUUGUUCCAGUCCCUAAUUGUCUUUGGCAGUAGUGAGCAGUUCCUGUACCGUGUUUUUAAAGUUAUAUGCCGAAACUGCCUUUCAUGGCCUCGGGCCUGUCUGGGGGAGGGGGGAGGAAGAGGUAAAAGUUUCUGUUUAAUGCUGGGGCAGUGGAGCAGACCAUUUUUUUAUUUUGUACAUCAUGGGGAGCCUGGAUAGUCGUAUUAGUUCCUCCAAUAGUGACCUGCGCAGUGUUUCAAGCUUGCUCCCAACACUAGAGGUGUUCCUGUAGCGGUUCAGGACAAAGCGUUUGCAACCUGGCGAUGCUCUUCAGGGUGAAUGGGUCCCAGACUGAAGAUGCGUAAUCUAAAAGCGGCCGGACAAAGACUUUACAGGCUUUUCUUUCACUAUGGAAUUGCCAAUCUUUAGAUUACGCCUUAUGAACCCUAGUGUCUUCUUUGCAUGGUUGAACAUAUUGUUAAUAUGCUCGUCCCAGCGGACCUCUCUAUGAAUGGUAACACCGGGGUACCUAAUGGAGGAAACUGGCUCAAACAUAUGGCCAUGCAUUUCAUAAUGUUGGUGUUGAGGGUAACUAUUUCUGGAGACUGGCAGGAUAAAAGUCCAUGUCCCAGGUCAUCUCCCACUUAACUAGCCGAGGAAGAUCCUAUUGUAGCUGGUUGUGGUCAGAACUGAUCACAAUCAUCCUAUACACCACCGUGUCGUCUGCACAAAGCCUUGCUUGGGAGGUCAGUUAUUUGCGUAGGUCGUUGUUUUAUGCUAGGAAUAAACAGGGGCCUAGCAUCGAGCCUAAUGGACCCCUGACUUAACACCGACAAAGGAUGAGAUUGUGCCAUCCGUCAUUACCACCUGACAUUGGCUGCUGAGAAAGCUUGAAAUCCAUGUUUUGGCGUUGCAUUUGAUCCCAUAUCUCUGAAGUUUCUAUAAAAGUAAACUAUUAUUGACACGGUCGAAUGCCUUUUAGAAGUCCAGCACGUCAGUUUGAUUUCUUUUUUCUUCAUUGGUGAUGUCCUCUACAAAGUCAUGGAGCUAGGUCAUAUGUGAUCUAUUGACCCAGAAGCCAUUCUUACAGUCUUUGACUAUAUUGUAGCUUUCACGAUGCUUUAUGACUGCUUACGUUAUGUGCUCCAAAAUUGUUCAUAUCACGAUUGUGAGGAAAAUCGGACGAUAGUUGGCAUGGUCGUAAUGCUCCCUAUGUUGUACUUUGGACUGACAUGCGCAACUCUCCUAUCUGUUGGAACAUUGCCUUUGCGCAGCAACGAUUGCAAGAUGAUGAUCAGUGUUGUCAGGGCUGAAAUCUGCCAGUUCCAAACAGGAAAGUUAAAAAAAUCCCCCACCCAUAUAAAGAAAAGCGUUCUUCAACAGUGUUGCACUCUCAAGUGUCACCUCAAGUGUCACCUCAAGUGUCACCUCAAGUGUCACCUCAAGUGUCACCUCAAGUGUCACCUCAAGUGUCACCUCAAGUGUCACCUCAAGUGUCACCUCAAGUGUCACCUCAAGUGUCACCUCAAGUGUCACCUCAAGUGUCACCUCAAGUGUCACCUCAAGUGUCACCUCAAGUGUCACCUCAAGUGUCAUCUCAAGUGUCACCUCAAGUGUCACCUCAAGUGUCACCUCAAGUGUCACCUCAAGUGUCACCUCAAGUGUCACCUCAAGUGUCACCUCAAGUGUCACCUCGAGUGUCACCUCAAGUGUCACCUCAAGGGUCACCUCAAGUGUCACCUCAAGUGUCACCUCAAGUGUCACCUCAAGUGUCACCUCAAGUGUCACCUCAAGUGUCACCUCAAAUGUCACCUCAAGUGUCACCUCAAGUGUCACCUCAAGUGUCACCUCAAGGGUCACCUCAAGUGUCACCUCAAGUGUCACCUCCAGUGUCACCUCAAGUGUCACCUCGAGUGUCACCUCAAGUGUCACCUCAAGUGUCACCUCAAGUGUCACCUCAAGUGUCACCUCAAGUGUCACCUCAAGUGUCACCUCAAGUGUCACCUUAUGCCUCCUCAAGCUUGGUUCAUCUGCUGUGUUGGGUCUGAAAUAAGGACAGACGUAAAGUGUGCGUCUCCUUUUCAUCUUCACCUUCACUUAAAGGACAAUAGCAUAAGUUCUUGCAGUCAUUGACAUCUAAUUCUGGAACAGCGUGACAGUACGUGUUGUCGUGGACAGCAACGAGUACUCCUACUCCUCUUUUUCUUCUGUCUUGCCGGAAUAGUUUGUAAUUAUCCGACACAAACUCUGCGUUGGCUAUUUAAACUAUGUUUCUGUUUCCAAGAUGUCGGUGUCUCCAUUUGUCGUGCUGACUGCAGCACAUAAGAGUUGAACAGUGUGGCGGCUGAAAACUUUGAGGGUCCAUUGGUGUGGAUCUUUAGGGAUUUAGGGAGAAAUAUAAUAAUGUAGAGUCUGCCCUUACACCAUAAAUAUCAAACAGUGUGGCUAUUCGGAAUUCUGCAGACUGUACAGUGCCACAUCAUGCCAAAAUUUUGAUCAUGCUGGUUGUAAUAGACUGUGUCGAUGUUUUGGCAUUGACCAUGGAACCAUUGCCAGCAUUUUCACAUUCAACGCCUCUGUCUUCCCACGGGACAGCAAGUCACAAGGACCUCAUAUUGUGAACAUCAGCGGGUAAAUGUGUAAAGUAAAAACGCCCAUAAAACAGGGCUGUAGAAAUGAAAGAGAUAUGACUGUAGUAAUAAAACAUAAACACAAACAGAAAAAAAAACUGAAUCUACCAAAUUAUGGAAACAAAUAUGUGAGAUUGUUGUUCUUAGUAAUAUAAUAUACUGAUUGAAAUAAAAUGUAAAUUAUAGAUGGAUUUCAAAAUGUAUUAAUUUUUGCUCAACAAGAUAAAAAUGGGGAACGUAGGAUGACAUUAAAAUUACCAGAAACAUUAGCUAAAUAAAUUAAUUUCAAAAUUAUUUUAUGUUUAAGUAAAUUAAACCAUUUUAAAUGAGAAAUUAUUCAAGAAAAUAUCUGUUUAAAAAGUAAAAUCAUAUAUGAAAUGAUCUUGAUCUAUUUAAAAAAUCAAUAACUUUUCAUAUAAAAAAAAUAUCUUUAAAAAUAAAUGUCAUCAUUAAACGCCUUAUUCCCUUGUUUAUUCGUACUCUAGAUGGUACAGAACCCAAGGAACACACAGCUCAGAAUUACUACUGUCCUACGAACUGUACUUUGGCUAUCUGAAACAUAUUUUGGAUUUAAACGUCAAGAAAGUGGACAUAGAGCUAAUGGUCAUACCACCUGGCUGUUUUAUGGAGGUAGAACAAGAGAAAGCUGAAGCACUUCUUGAAGACUAUCUCUUAAAAGGUAAGAUGUUUACUUGAAAAAGAGACAAUUAUUAUUAUGUUGAUACCCCAGCCUCAUACACUUGACAAGUUCAAAUAUUUUUAAUGAAAAUCGAAAUUGUUGGAAGUGACGAAAAUAAGGUUAUCGCCGACUAGUAAUGUCUAAGAUUACUACCCCAAAUUACUAUGAAGAAAUGCAGUGCUUUUCUGGACAUGCCACACCUCAAUAAUGGCAACGUUUCGUGGCAGGACCGUUGACAUAAGCCGCAUGCAUUAAGACUCGGGUGUAGCUCAAACGUAUAAUAUAUGGAGGGAUUCCAAUCAGAUCCCGUUGCCGGAUGGGAUCCCGUUUUCCUAUUGCUCCCGAUUCCAGGAGGUAUCCCGAUGGGAUCCCGAUCCCGUUUGAAGCCCUCUCGGUUUCCCGAUCCCUAUGGGAUCCCCGUUUCCUUGUGGAAUCCCAAUCCCGGUAGGUCCUGAUCCCGGUGGGAUCCCGAUCCUUUGGAGUCCAGAUACUGGCUGGAUUCCGAUACAGGUGGGAUCCCCAUUCCGUCAGCAUCACUAACCCUGUGGGAACCCGCUCCCGGUGGAAUCACGUAUCGUUUUAUCCCGUUAUCCGAUGUGAUCAUGUUACCGGUUUGUUCCAGUUUACUGUUGGAUCUCGUUCUCCGUUAGGUUCCUGUUCUUCGGUGGGAUGACGUUCCCAGUGGGAUUUUGUCCCCAGUAGGAUCAUGAGAGGUAUGUUUAGAGAAUAUCCCCGUGAAAGUCUAGUUAAUGAACUUAAAAUGUAUACGUUGUCCCAUUAAAAUCGGUUUAAAAAUGCCAUAGAUGUAGCUUUUUUUUUUUUACAUUAUCUGAAACUUUCUGGAAAAUUCUAGACCGGCCCAGAAUGGAUUGGAUUUUAUUAGUUUGAAAACCAGUAGACUAUGAAGGAUAUGUAUACCAAGCUACGCCUAUACUUCCCAAUUAACAUAGAACCUAUUCUUUUGUAUAAGCAUGUUCCUAUUUAUAUAUGUUAUUUAAGGAAAAAUGAAUCAGGGGCCCCUAAAGAAGAAUUGAUAUUUUGAAGUUAAAAUACUUUGGUAUUAGAAUAUGGAUAAUAAAGGGCCCAAACGGUAUGUAUUUUAAAGUUCCAAAACCCCCACGAGUUCCUUUUGGAUACUGAUGGAUACAUGUACCAAGUUUGGUUCCAUCAAUCCAUGUCAAAACAUAUGUGGAACAAACAAACCUACAAACCUAAAAACAAGCUACAGGAAGCACAAGGAAAUAAUGACGUCAGCGUCAAGAGCUGGUCAUGGGGCAACCACGCGGCAGAGUUGGUCCUUCGGGUGUGUGAAUGACCAAACACAGAAUUUAAGGUCCAGCACUUUUAUUUUCAGUGGGUGUGUAUAUGCUUGGGGUUACCCACAGCAGUGACACCUUAGCCUGUGUGUUCCUUAUUCCUAGAGUUGGCAACGCGCAACACCCACCCACACACACAAAUAGAUAUAUAUUUUAAAUUAUAUUUUUAAAUUAUAUUUUUAAAUUAUAUUUUUAAAUUAUAUUUUUAAAUUAUAUUUAAAAAAAAAUAAUAAUUUUCAGACUUUAACUUAGAUUCAAGCUCAGUGAAACAUUCAUUCAAAUUAUCGGAAGACGUUGAAAUUUGUUCAACAAAACUUGAUGUACGGAAUAUAUGGGCUGCUCUUAGCUAUAGGUAUGCUAUUGAAGAUUUUGUUUUUUUAAAAAGCCAGUAAAUAGUAUUUGCAAUUUUUAUUGAGUAAAGUUUACAUUUUAAUAUCAGAUUAUCAGAUAAUAAUAUUUUAAAUCCUGGAACUAUUAAAUCAAUAUUUUGAUUGAAAUAUUUUGAAUUAAUAGUAUUAAUAGAAUUGGGAUUUUAAAUUCAUGUAUAGUGUUUCUUUUAGUGCAUCGCUAUUAUAAUAAUUUUAAUGAUGAUCAUUGUUGGGUGGUCAAGUGUUCUAAACUGAGUGAAUCAAAAGCUCGUGGUCUAGAGUACGGUCACCAAAGACAACGCCAAGCAAAAACAUCACCAGCAGCCCAGGAAAGGACCCCUUAACCUUGGAUGGCAACUCAUCUAAGAGAAGGAAACUCUGAAAUAAAACCCGGAGGUGGGGUCCCGUAGACAGAUAACUUCUGAGAUAACAUUGACACAAUGAGACAAUCCGGCAACUCCUACGAAGUUCUUGGCACCAAGCUGUGUGCCGCCGGGAUAUCCAGUGGCGCGGAGUGAGACGAUUUGCUGUCUAAUUAACCGGCUUACACUCCUACAAGAACAACAAUCCCAGGUCUUCUGAUUUUGUCCUGCGAAGUCUACACCCUCCUUCCUCCCAUUGCAACGGAAGGAUGCCAGAAAAAAAAAUGUGCCAAACACAAGUCAAGACAAUGAUAAUAACCUCAUUGAAAAAUGUAAAAUUCGAAUUAAUGGGGUCAAAUAUUAACGUCAUUAUUUAAGGAUAAAUAAAAUGGAGACUUUGUUGCUAUAGUCAAAGCUUACGUUUCUCAUGAUUAUUUAUAACUUUUAAUUCAACGAUAAUUUUAUUUAAAUUUAAGCCAAUGUUCAUAAGACGUAUUUCAAUAAAUACUUUAUAACCUGUUUGUGUGCAGAUGCUGUGGGUACGAUGAGAAAGAUCACGUGUAUUGCAAAUACGUGUCAGCCAGCAAUUGGAUGAUAGCCCUUUUUUUCUUCAUCAUUUCAGUGACGGUUAUUCUGGCUCUUUAUUUCCCUGCGAUGAUUUUCAAACCUAACAGGUAUUCUUACUUGUGUGUGUCUAGACUUCUUGGCUCCCAUGAUAUAGAAUGAACUGAGCCUUUCAUUUAUACAAUGUUAAUAAUUUAAUAGCAACUUUGUAGUUUAGAACACACCUGGAAAUUUCUCUUGGCAAUGCAAAUAAUUAAAUAAGGCAUUCGAAGUUAUAUAAAACAAUACGUGACAUCUGAGCUCGUUUAUGUGUCAUAAGUUUCGUGCCGGCAUGUAAAACAAGUAAUUCUCACGUGUAGUUCUACGUUUGAAACACAAUGUUUACGUUAGUUUACAUAUUGCGUUUAUAUGCGACCUUUAAUAAAAAAUUAAUUUACAUUUCUUAUUAAAUAUAGUGGCAAUUCGUGUGUCUGUGUUAAGAAUAAGAGAAUUAUUCAGAUAUAGAUUUUCUGCCGUCUUUCUAUUUGUACUUAAAACAAAAAUAUACAACGAUUGUACUUUUAUGUGAGUGUUAGUCCAUCGACUCAACGGUAACCACUCUAUUCUAGUCAUUCGAGAGCUGACUCUGUAUGUGGGUGCUCCUUUGCAUGCUAAGAGCAUUCCUCGUGUAAAGCAAAGAGAUAGACUGAACGAGGGAAAGCAACGCCCUGGGCGAAGGCUGAGAUUUGCGCAUACUGUUUUAUCAACAAAUUAUACAUGCCAAAGGCACAGAGCUAAAUGAACACUUGACGAUAUUGUUACUCAGGACGGCUUCCCACUUCGCUCACAACUUCUCCACCCACCUCCCACUUUUUUAAAGCGGCCCUGGGAGGUAAUGUCUUGAACUCGACAGCAUCCGAUCUAUUUGCUACCUGCUACAUGGCGACAUAAAUGGACUGGCUGGGAACGAAGAAGAGCUAGCCAACCUGGUAAAGUGUCUCGAUAAGACCUCGUCGUCCUACGGCAUGCUAAUCAGUGCCGAAAAGACAAAACUGAUGACAAAUAACACCACAGGCAUCACCACUGAAAUUAAGGUCGGGGAGGAAAGACUAGAUACUGUAGGCCGCUUCAAAUUCCUAGGAGCAAUAGUCUCAGAAGAAGGCUCCAAGCCCGAACUAAUGUCCAGGAUUGCGCUGACUACGACAGCACUAAAGAGGCUCAAUAAAAUAUGGAAUGACAAAAAUAUAGCCCACAGCACAAGAAUCAGCAUGAUGCGCUCUUUAGUCCUCUCCAUUUUCCUGUAUGUCUGCGAAUUCCGGACAUUAACAGUCGAUCUUGAAAGGAAAAUGAAGGCGUUGGAGAUGAGAUGUUUCAGAAGUAUUUUUGGCAUCUGCUAUAGGAACCAUAUCUCCAAUGACACAGUGAAAGAAAGGGUUCGUCAGGCCAUUGGGGAGUACGAUGACUUACUGGUGACUGUGAAAAAACCCAAACUACAAUGGUACGGCCACGUAACAAGGAAACAUGGGCUUGCCAAAGAAAUAUUGCAGGGCACCACAAGACGAGGGAGAAGAAGAGGAAGACAAAGAAAAAGAUGGGAGGAUAACAUCAAAGAGUGGACAGGACUAACACUGGGCGAUGCUGUGCGUAGUGCAGAAGACAGAGACGAAUGGAGGAGGAUAGUUCACAUGUCAUCUGUAGCGCCCCAACGGUCCAUGAUGAUGAUGAUGACAUGGUGACAUUAACAUUUUUGUACCAAAGAGAGCCUAUAAGCAUGAUUCUUCACUGCUUACUUCAUUAAGUGUGACUUUAUUCAUAAACAUUUUUGUGUAUCUUUGAAUUGAAUAACUGACGCUCAAAACAAAUGAGAGCGAUUAUUUAAAAAUGAAUUUAAAAAAAAAAAUUAAUUAAAAAUUAUUAUGAUUCGUAUUUUAUAUUUCAAUUCUAUUCCAACAGUAAGGAUGAAUAUGAUUUUAUCCCAGCCAAAGGAAGUGAAAUAAAAUUUGUAAUGAAGGUAACAACAGAUGAAAACAUGUAAGUACUCGACACAUCAUCAAAAAAGUGUGGGGGAGGGGGGGGCGGGGAGAAUACUUUAACAAAACUAAAUCUUUAUUAGGUUACAAUAACAUUUUAAUCUCAUACACAAAAUUUUAAAAAAUAACGAGAGUAAAAAUCAGUAAGGGGAUACAAUUUAAUUUUUAAUUUCUUGAAAACUAGAAAAUAUGACCUGAUGUUGCCGGGAUAUUAAUGGAAGACCCAACUCCUAACAACCAAAUUUUUAACAAUAUAAUUUUGAAAAGUACGACAAUAUUUCAUGCCCUUGAAAUAUAUAUUUAUAAUAAUGCUAUUCAGACUUUUCUUAUUUUAAAAAGAAGUAUCAAAGUCUUAUGUUUACGCUUUUAAUAGAAUUUAGUUUUGAGAAAUAUGUAUCUGCAACAUAAUAUACAUCUACCCUACCCAUUUUCACGCCCCUAUAUACAAACGAUAAAAAAAAAUGUUGUUUUUUUUCUAAAAAUUAUAAAAACAUGUUCAUAAAUUUAAAAAAAAAAUAUUUAUCAUCUUUAUUGUAUUUUAAAUUAAGAAGUUGAUAUAUUGUUAUUUGCAAAAGAAAUGACCAAAUCUUCUCUUUUAUACCAUUGGAAAAUUGAAUAUUUUAAACUAAUUUGCACUUCUGUAAAAAGUUUUUUUUUUAAAUAUAAAUAUUAUGAAUCUUAUAAAAAAUAUAUACCCACCUUUCCAUGAACUGUAUUUUGCAAAGUGGAAAUAAAAAAAAUAUUUUUCUGAACAUUUGAACACACGAAUGUACUGUAGAGGAACAAAUGUGGAUCUAUUUUCUAGAUUACAUUUUCAUUGGUGUAAGUGAUUGGGUUUUGACAUAUUUUCAUCCUCAUAAAAAUGUAACCACUCUGUAUCAUUAGUUCGUAAGCAUAUUUUUGGGGAAAAUCAGAAAAUCUGUUGUUGUUUUUAUUUUUAUUGAGUAAUAAUACAGUAGAAUCCUGUUAUGUCGACGGCCUAGGGGUUGGCCAUAAAGCGUGGAGAUAACCGAUUAUCGAGAUAAAUGAAAACCAAUAUGGCGGCAAUAUAUUAACAUGGGCUUUCAAUUUCUUUAUGUACCGUACAUGAUUUACGUUAAUAAAUGAAGGUACUUCAGUAAAUAAAAUUAAUAAAACUAUUUUAAAUAUUACAGUUAUUUAGAGCAAAUUUCAAACAAAAAUAAUGAAACCAGAAUCAAAAUUUAGCUUUAGUAUUUUUGAGCCACUAAUUUUUAACGUCCGAGUUCGUUUGGUAUUUUCUGCUAUGGACCAAGCCUCCACACUGUGUGACCUCAUUCUUCUGAACGCGUCAUGCGCAAAGACUAUAUAGUUUAUAUAAGGCAACGCAUCCCAUCAUUACUAAAAUACUAUUCAGGGACUACUUAUUUUGAACUUUCAACUUUGGCACACGGCUAUUUAAUUAAAGCUUCCCUUGACCAAUGGUUUAAUAGUUUUUGCACACGGCAAACUCUUAUGAAUGAAACUCUGACGUAGUACCACGGCAUAGCCAUUAUGCGAGUGACCAUGAAUGGCUGCCCAUGACAACGUUUUGCACACAGCAGAUUAUGAUCAAUUAUAAUAUGGACUCUAAUUAACAAAUUCAAACCUCAAAAUAAAACAUAUUUAUUUAAAUUAAUUAUAGGUUAAUUCUAAAACAGAAGUCCUAUAUUUUGAGAAAAAAAAAAUUAUAUGCAAAACUUGUUUAUUUGUUGUUUGCUAUUUCUUCUAGCGGAGUUCAAAAGUCGGCGAUUGGUCAUGGGUUUCAAGAUAACCGAAGUUAGGUGGCAAAUUUGGCCCCUUUUGUGCUCGAGACAUUAGGGUUUGGGAACAUAAAAGAAUCGACAUAACGAUGAGAAAAUGCUAAGACAAAGAGAGAAUUUGGCGGUAUCACUUCCAAAAUCGUCGACUUAACAGGGUUGGUGAGUUAACCGAGGUCGAGAUAAGUGGGUUCAACUUAAUUUUGAGCCCUUGUUUCCUUGUCACGUGGCCAUACCAUUACAGUUUGCGCUUUUUUUACAGUCACAAUGAGGUCAUCGUACUGACCAAUGGCCAGACGAAUCAUUUCUUUCAUUUGAUCAAUGACGAUAUGGUCUUUCUAGCAGAUGCCAAGAAUGCUUCUGAAACAAAUCAUCUCCAUCGCCUUUAUUUUUCUUUCAAGUUCUGCUGUUAAUGUCCAGGACUCACAGGCAUACAAGAAAAUGGACAGGACUAAUGAGCGCAUCUGCCUGAUUUUGGUGCUGGUGGCUAUAUUUUUGUUGUUCCAUAUUUUAUUGAGACUCUUUAGUGCUGUUGUGGUCUGGGCAAUCAUGGACAUCAAUUCGGGGCUUGGAGCCCUCUUCCGAGACUAUUCCUCCUAUGUAUUUGAAACUGCCCACUGUCUCUAAUCUUUCCUCCCCGUUACUUGAGCUUGUUAUGAUGAUGUUAAAAGGAUUAUUACGGCGCCAUAGUUAGAAGACAGUUGGUAAUUAUUGGAAAUAUGUAAAAAUGGGGAUGCAUUUCGUGUCAAAAUAUCUUUCCUAUAGACAACAAUGUUCAGAUGUUAGAAAAACGAACCCAUGCUAUAGACAAUAAAACAGAUAGAUGUGUAAUUAAUUUGUUCAAAUUAAUGUAGACAUUUUAUAGUGAUGGUCUUAUCUUAAACAUAAUCUAAAUCUAAACAUAAGAUUGUUACAUUGAUAUAUAAUAAUGCUGGUAGGUGACGGUGAUCAAGGUAAUGACCGGUACUUGCACCCAUCAAUAACUAUCAGAUCUAAUAAUUAAAAGCGUCUUCUAUAAAAAAAGGACCACGUGUUUUUUAUAGUGAGUGAAACAUUUCACCAUGAUUUCACCAUGACUUCACCAUGAUUUCACCAUGAUUUCAUCAUGAUUUCACCAUGAUUUCACCAUGAUUUCACCAUGAUUUCACCAUGAUUUCACCAUGAUUUCACCAUGAUUUCACCAUGAUUUCACCAUGAUUUCACCAUGAUUUCACCAUGAUUUCACCAUGAUUUCACCAGUUCAAGGGCGUGGAAAAUAAGGGAGGGGCUGUACAUUAAAAAUAGAUUGUAUGUACUUGGAUGACGUCAUUUUUGUCAUAGCAAUAUAUCUAAGCAAAGAAAAUACUGACUUAAAUAUUGGUACUUAGAUAAUUUAAAUAAAAUUUUGAACUAAGUAUGUGACCCUUUUCUGCUUUAACAUAUAAAGAGUUAAUUUUUAAAUACUAUAUUUUAAAUAUUAUAUUUAGUAUCUUUUCCUGCAUUAAAAAAAAUAAAUAUUUUUAAAUAUACCCCAAUUAGUAUUGAACUAUUAAUUUCGUUAGGCUAUUUAGUUUAUGUUAUGUUAAAACUGGUGUCUGGACAUAUAAUGUAUAUUUAAUUUAGGCGCGUUCAAAAAGUUUGCGUUAGCAGCUUAGACGUGUUAAAAUUCAGGGGCUGAAUGUAUUAAAAAGAUAAUAAAAUAUUUGUAUGUUGGGAUGGGUAUAAACUAUCCCCCCCCCCAACAGCACAAAUUAAGCCAUCGUAUCGUUGGGCGUAUUUUAUAAGCAUAGUAAAAUCAAAUGUGUUACACACAGGUAAUUGGUACCAGUAAAUACGUAGUUUUAAAUCUAAUGAAAUAUUUUUAUUUUAGUUCAGAGGGGAGAAAAGGGGUAAGGUAGUCCUAUAGUAUAUGACAGAUAAAUAUUUCUCAAAUUAAGUGAUGUUAGUAACAUAAACAACUAUACAUCGAAACUUCUUUUUUAAAAGAAGAAUACCUGAUUUAAAAAGUUGUAAAGUACACCUUUCAAGUUCGUGGAAUAAUGUGGUACUUAAAAGAAUUUUUUUUUUCAUUUAUAUACAUACAAAUUUGUUAUUAGAAUGCGGUACUUCGCAAUAUCAGGUAGAAUGUAUCGCAUUCUCCAUUAUUUUCCCGGUAACAUCGGGUCAUAUAUUCUAGGAUAUACAUUAGACGUUCAGAUUUUCUCAACAAUCAUACCAAGAGAAAUGUUAAAGCUUUCUUUAAUAUUAAACAAUCAGAAUUGUUUUCAUAAACUCGUGACGUGUGCUAAAUCUGGAAGAUAAUUAGUUUAAAACAGAAAUGGAAUUUAAAUUUAAAAAAAAAAAAGAUCAUUUUCAUUUGAAAUUAUGAAGGUAUAAAAGUUAGAUAUCAUUGAGACAGUUUUUAAUUUGUAAUCAUAUAUAUAUAUAUAUGUGUGUGUGAGUGCGUGUGUGUUUGUUUGAGUGUGUUGUGUUAAGUAGUGAGAUAACACGAGCAUUACCUAUUUCUAUGCAUUUGUACGUCACAUAAAUGUAUCUUACAGUUUUUGGCUGCGCAUCAUAAAUAGAAUCUACCUUUCAUUUCCAGUAACGUUAAAACUAUCCCGAUAAUAAAACUGGAUACGCGUGAUGACAGAAUGAAACAGUUUCAGCAAGACAUAGAGCAAAAGCUGAGAGCGAGUAUGGACAGUCCACAGCCUUCCAACGGCCAAAAUACAAACGAAUGCCACAAUUUUGAAGUUUGUGUGAAGAGGGCGCGAGUCAAAAUUUCAAUGAAGAAGGUUUUCAUCAUGUACAGAACUACUUUCAGCUUAUUCAGAAAUGCACUUGAUUUUUAUUUUAAAAAUGAGGUAAGACAAUAAAAGAAAAAAAAUGAUCUAAUUUAAAAAAAAAAAUAAAAUAAUCUAAGAAAAAUUAGCAUGGAUACAGUUUAUUUUAAAUCGAAGAGUCACAUCGGGUUUUGUUGACAUUUUCGUAUACAAAAAUUAGCAAGAAAGAAAUGAUCAGCAUCUUUUGAUAUUACUAAUGUUUACAUUUUACUUGAAAUGACAUUAACCCUCUAUCAUUAGGGCAUAAAAGUUUCUCUUUUUUACAAGUGUGUAAUUAUAAAUUAUUUUAAUUUUUUUUCCCAUUAUAGAACCAUCAAGGAUGCUGUGAGAACAAGACAUGCUCUAAACUGUAUUUGGGCCUUAAGAGAUUCAUGAAGAUUAUAUUGAUUUUAUCUAUUCUAGCUAGUCCAAGCUAUCCACUUGCUAGAAUUUUGUGUACUGACGAACUAUGGUUCAGGAAAGUUGUGAGCGCCUACAGCCAACGAGGUUAUUCGGAAUCGGUAUACUUUCACUGGCGUGUACCCGCAAUAGCUGGGAUGUGGCUGACAGCGUUUUUUUAUUCCAUGUGCCUGCUUCAUGCCCUAAGUUUAUCCAUUUGCACUUACUCCAGCCACGAUACCGGGACGAUCUACACAAGCCUCUCUGACUUCAAGGAGAUCAAAAUCAGUAUCGCUCGCUCGAUGCGAAAAAAGUUAAAACGUCUCUUUCGCCUUGGACAAGGAAAGUUUUGCGUCUCUAUUUCACAGCGUGUCUUUAUUUUUUCUGCAGUCCUUUUCUCACCUAUUGCAUUCAUCAUUUAUUUCAUCUUAACAACUCCUUUGGGGCUGAUUGUCUGUACGUUCUUCCGCUUCUGUUGGUGCAGAUGUAAAACAUCAGCGGCAGGAAAAUGCAAUGACUGUAAGAUUUGCAAAUGUAUCAGAAUAGCCCAAUGGUUUACAUUCUGUUGGGUGGCCUUUGUCUUAAUUUGUGGAGUCAAUUAUUUAGUCAAUACCGUGGCCGUCCUUAUCAUCACAGCAAUAGUGAAUGGUUCUGCCAUUUACUCCAUAAUUCCAAUAACGAUCUUGUUGCUUGUGUACAUCCGUGAUUGCUUUCUUGAAGUGAAGACGCCUUACAACGUCUUUAUGAAGUCUCUUCUGAUGACAGACACAUGUAAACGUCUGUACUUUAACAGUGAGGACGCAAUACAACAAAAUUCUCAUCCAGGUGAGAGCUAUUGAUGUACUGUCUUUUUAAAUUUAUUGUUAAAUCUAUUAUAUUUCUUUAAAGAAGGGCUUCCCAAAGUGUCAGUCUAGAAACCUGAAAACAACAUAUAUUUCUCCCCCAUUUGUUUAUCGUUUAAAAGCCAGCAAUAAAAUGCCCUUUCGCACACAUUCACAAGGGACGAUAGUGCCUAAUAGAGAGCAUCGCAUUAUAAUAAUAAUAAUAAUAAUAAAUUUCAUUUCAAAAACACGCUUCAUCCCCAAAGGCUCGAAGCACGGUACAAAGUCAACAAAAAACAAAUCUAUAAUUUACCACACUUAAAACAAACGCAACACUACAAAAACUAAUUACAAGCAUACAAUCUCAAAGUCUUUCUAGCCAUUUCAACCCCAAGCAACACAGCCAUUAUGCAUUAACUGGAAAAUAAGGUAGACAAUCAUCCCAGAAGGUAUUUGCGAAAUAGAUGUGUCUUUAGAUUGGUUUUAAAGGACUCCAGUGUCUGGUUGUUUCUAAGAUCGACAGGAAGGGCGUUCCAAAUUGUUGGACCAGCAAAUGCGAAAGUGCGCUUUCCGUAAGUCUCAAGGCAAACACGUGGUGUCGAGAGUUUGCCACUAUCGGAUGAGCGGAGUUCUCUACUGGGUACAUAAGGCGUCAGCAGCUCUUUCAGAUAGGACGGCGCCAGGUCAUGUAAGCAGCAGUAGCACAAAGUUGCGAUCUUGUACUCUAUGCGAGCACGCACCGGCAGCCAAUGCAACUCUCUCAGAAGUGUUUUUGCAUGGUCGAAUUUGUGUUUGCUGAGAACUAUGCGAGCCGCAUUAUUCUGUGCUAUUUGAAUUUUAUCCAGGAGCGUAGCUGGAAGACCCACCAUGAGAGCAUUGCAAUAGUCCAUGCGUGAUAGCACAAAUGGUCGAAUCAGUUUGGUUUUUUUCUUGUUGUAAUUAAACACUCGAUGUGAAGCAUUCCUUACGACUUUAAUAUAUAUUAAAACCAUGAUAACUGCUAACUUUUUGUGUGUUAAAUGUAUAACUUCAAUAAUGCAAAUUUACAAUAUUGCAGCUAUAUGUUAAGAUAUUAAAAAGGCUUAUUUAAAAUGCAGACACCAAAAAUAAUUUCACUCGAAGCAAUUUGUAAAUUAUUUUUUUACUCUUUACUCUUUACACUCUACAAUAAACGAUUUUUAAACUACAGCUUUGAGAUAAGAUGAUCAUGAGAACACUUUCCCGGACCCAUCUUUUGGUCAUGUGGGAAGACAAUGUCAAAUUUGGUUGCCCUCCACUGUUUGUUUUUCUUGUGAUUAUCGAUCCUUAACAAAUACACAUAGUCACACUGAACUUUAUGCUUUAUCGAUACAUCUGAUCACGGAUAAUUAGUGAUUAGAUCAAAUAUGUAAGGUCCAACAAAAAAAGAAGUGAUCUAUGAAUUUGUCACAGAACGGUUGUUACGGAGGAGGGCUCCGGUCCUGACUUAUCACAAACUGUAUUGAUGUAGUAGUGUUGAGUACAGGACCGCUCCUCUCUGUGAUUUAUAUGGUGGGUGUCUAGGCGUUGAGACAGACAGAAGAACAACGUAGACUUGAACGAAAUCCAACAAAACAAACUCCAGGUGUCCAAUGAUAAAAUAGACUAUAUUUAUUACUCAAAUAAAAAUUUCUUCUAUAGCGUUCACUAACUGUCAGCCUUCUACGACUGUUCCUAAACUGUUAAACUAUAUCGUCGCCUAUGUUCCAACUAGCGAACUCGUUUCCUGAUCUCUUGCGACUAUUCCAUAACAGCUGCUCAAUUCUAUCGUAGCUGUUUUCUCUUUCCUCAUCAACUAAGCACUAUCAUGAAAAGUUCUGUCUUAUAUGUGAUUCUCUACCCCCAUAGGUGAUCCAGAAAUAAUAUCUGUAAACACACCCCUGACCCUAAUUUCCGGUCAAUUAGAACUUCCCGUUGUUAACCCAAAAGUUAUCAUGCCAGGUCAUGGAAAGAAACCCUCCCCUCUAUCUCCAAGAUGAGACAAUCUAUUUACCUUAAUUUUACCCCCAUAACAAUGGCGUCCCUAAACUAACAGCAGUUUCCGUCCAUCCAAUAAGUUAUCUUAACCACAACGGAGCUCUGUCCUGUACCCCCGCCCCAGUCAUUUGUGACAUAAUUUGAAGCCUGGUCCAUGGUGCAAUGGGAAACUUAUCCAUCGGAUCAUUAACUAAAAACAUUUUGUAAACACUGCUUUUUCAUAAAUCUAUGUAUUGGCAUAUUUAUUGGCAUAUCCUAGUGUCUCAUUUUUAUUUUACUUAGUUUACAUGUUUUUAAUAAUUGUAAAGCGCUUAGAGCUUUUUGGUAAGCGCUAUAUAAAAAUGCCUAAAUAAAUAAACAUUAGAACAUAUGUUUUACAAUUAUACUUUAUUCAGUAAAAUAUUCAUUCUUAAACUUUGACGACCUUUAGAGGGGGAAAAGGCUGAAUGUGUUUUUUCUUAAAUUAUAUUUUCAUUCAAUAAAGAAUGUUUUAGAGCAUUGUAAGGAAAUCCACCUUAUCUCAACUCGUUUCUUAUUUAUGUGGAUGGUAACCUCUUUCUCUCUGUCUCUCUUACUACAACACUCAGGUAAAACGACACAUUGAUUGAUAGCCCUCCACUUUAUUUGCUCUGGUCAACAAUCAAGGCCUUGGAACCCUGCUCUGACUGUCCCGAGUUACUGUCUUCUCAUGUCUAACCUUCUACUCCUGCCUGUGGACUGUCCGGCUCGCCCUCCGUCCGGCUUAACUCUCCCCUGCUUCGCUCUGCUCGACACUCCACCUCCAGUCUAACAAUCUCCUCUUAUAGGUCCACGAGCCGACCGAAGUGUCUCUAGAGAUUACUUCCCGUUCUAUUCUAAUGCCUAAUUAUUUUAGUGCCACCGUCAUGUUCAUGCUUGGUGGUCAGUGUUGGUACUGUGUGUUUUCCCUCUCACAUCUGCCCGAUGAGCUCCCCUGCCCUCGAACGUCUUGAUUUAUCCUAGUGUCCUGUCAAACGCAUGCUUUUCUUGGUCCGUGGCAUCUGCCGCAAUCUUAUGCGCGUGUGAUUCGCCAGUCUCCGAACGUGGGUUUUAUCGAACGGAAAUUUGGUCGAAUCUUUUUUCAGAUCACACGUUGAAAUUUUUAUCAAAUUUCUGUUUGAACGCACCGUACUAUAUAGUAAAACAAAAUAAUGCGCUCAAAAAGAAAUUUGAAGCCAAAUUGUAACGUAAAAACUGAAAAAAGAUUUGACCAAAUUUCCGUUCGAUCAUAUGACCGUCGAUCAAUUUACCGUCGACGAAACUUCUUUCGAUCAAAUUUCCGGAUACGGUUUACUGCACUCAAAGUUAAUGACGCCACUGGUUAGAUUUACUUGUCCCAGCAUGUUGAAUAUUCAUUUUUUAUGUACAAUUUCAUCGACUUGACUCAUGCAUUUGGGUUUUUCAUUCGCUAAUUUGGCUCUUGCGGCAUUGAACUGAAGCUGAGAAGUUGUAAUAUUUAUAUAUAUAUAUAUAUAUAUAUAUAUAUUACUCUCGUGUAUAUAUAUAUGCAAGAGAUUAGCCUGUCUGCUUUGCAAUGUCCCACACAGAAAUGUUACACACUGGCUUCUAAUAUGAGCAAUUAAUCUCCUAUUUUACUUUUAAUUGGCUCGUUGUAAACAGUAUCUAACAAGGGACGAUACCAUAGAGUCAACAAUAUUAAAGAUACGACACCCAAAACAGUUUCUAGUUACAAUUAAUAAGAUUUAUUAAGUCUUAAUAUAAUAACAAAAGAAAAGAAAAUAUGAUGAAAAUCUUCAACUUAAAGUAUGGUAGAUCUUGUACCGGUACACAGUUAACACAGUUCGUAUAAUGUGCCAAUGAAUAAUGAUGAAAUACGAAAUAAACACAUAUAUAAGAACACAAAGAUCAAUACACUUCUCGUGAAGUUAAUAAUACCUAUCGUAAUCUCCGUCUGACUCUCUCUCUUUCUCUAUCAAUCCCUUAUAUAGGUGGGUCUACCGACGCGUAAGCCCUGCCUUCCAGCAGCUACUCAGCAUUUGUUUACAUUGCUAGAACAAUCGCAAACAUUCUAUAAAAUACUAGGAGGCAGUCCAUCAAGGUUUAAUUGGACAGGCGGUAGUCAACAAUAUACAUCAAACGAAUAGGCCACGCCCACAACACACGCUAACGUCUGCUAGGGAUCUAAUUUGGGUCAAGCAAAAUUCAAGCACGGGGAAAUAGUGUAAAAUGUUAUACAUAACAGAAAGAAAUUGUUUGUGUUUUAAUUAUGCUUUUGAAGUACUCUUUUUAGAGACAAUACUUUUUGUUUUUUCGUCUGAUGCUUACAGGAAUACGUUAGAAGGGUUUUCGUCACGUAAACAGCUCACGUACAUUCUGUCCAUGUAAGAAGCAUGGAUUUUCAAAAUUUAGUCCACACACUUGUAACGAUUGAUCCACCCAUGCAACAGAUCUGUCUGAAAUUAUAUUUAUAGAGCUCCAAGUACCUUGAAAAAAUAAUUUUGAGCCCCUGGCCCCAAACGGAAUAUUGUUAAAUGGUCGGACUAAUUUAGAAACCUUUGAGGGCGUACCAAGCACAACUCACCAAAGUUUCAUCGCAUUCGAAUGAAUAUUGUAAGAGCGUACACGGGACAUUCAUAGUGAAAUUCAUUCGUUUAUAUAUAACUAUGCCGCGUAAUGAACAUUUUUUUCAUUAUAAAAUUUAAGUUAGGUAUGUUACUAAUUAUUAGCGCCAAUGCUAUAAUGAAAAUAAUGAUAGGUUGGGGUGGGUGGCACAAUUUUAGGGGGUUCGUCCAAGGUUGUAUAUAUUCAAUGUUUCCCACUGUAUUAUUUAGAGACAGUAACUUUGCCUUAACUUUCACCAGGCACCGCAUUAAAAGAGAAGAAGUCUACAACUUGCCUCUUGAAAUGGUGUGAAGAAAGAAAGGAUCCACUGUUUGAAGUCCGGAAAAACAAGUUGCGUGUUAAGCUCAAACACCCGUUUGUUUACUUGAAAGAAAAAACAAUGUCCAUGAAGUUUUUUCUUCACUGCGCCACGAUGAAGUGCAUGGGAGCUCCGGGAACUUUGUGGAACAAUUAUGAAAAAGUGAGUGGGUAUUUUGUUAAUUGAUCAUUAUUGAAAAUUGAAAUUUUCACUUUAAAAUAUUUAAAGUAUAAUUUUUUGUUUUGGUGAAAGUACUGACCUAGAGUGUUAAGGCAAUAAAAGAAUGUUUUUUUUUAACUUGAUGAACUUAAUGUCUUGGCUUUCUUUUGUUCCGACUCCCCCCCCCCUCCCAAACCCGGAAUUUUCUGAUUAAAAAUAUCUUUAAGAUUUUUUCUUCUUUUUCACCAAAAUAUCAAAGCUGAUUUAAUGUUGCAAUUUGACAACUGUCGAUAAGUUAGCGAUGAUUAACUAAGCUGAUCGUCAUCUUGACACAGAUCUACACGAUUUCCCUAAACAUCCCCUUCCUCGUCAUCAAGGAAAAUCCAGAAACACCAAGCUUUUUCCUUUAAAAGCUUUCAACGAUUGAAGUCACAAACACUGUGCACAUUAAAAAAAAAAUCCUUUAUAUUAACCUCGCUUUUGUUUUUUGCUGGCUGACUGGCUUGCUGGGUAGCAAAAACAUCGGACGGCUAAUUGACCCACCUCCCGUCAAGCUAUCGAGCUGAAACUUGGCACAUAGAAUCGUUGCCGAUUACAACACAUUCUUUCAAAAUUUAGCCCCAACCCCCAAAAUUCCUUUUUUUCUCCAUUUUCAAAGGGCAAGAAUAAAAGGAAAUUCCCGACAACUCUGCUAAAUGAGAUUAUUUAAAAAUAUAUCGCAAGUGCUUUUGGUGCGUAAUAUUUUCCUUUUUUUCCCCUUGAAUUCGUGUAAAAUUAGUAUGCGGUGUACAAGUGGUGGGUCAUUACAAUAUUCAAAUAGUUGAGGGACGUGAACAACAUGUGCUGUUACGAGGUUUGGGGGUGGGGGGACUAAUUGGGAUUCUAAGAAAGUGCGUUACAGUAAUUAAUUUGAAAAAAAUUGUUAAGCUCACCCUUCAAUUGCUCAGUAUUACAGUUUAUGAAGGAUUUAUUCCCAAAAAAUGAUUUUGGAGUUCUUUCAUUCCUAGUAUUUCAUGCCUCUUUUUAUAGUCUGUGAAAUCCUCCUCAAUGAUAUUUCCUCAAUAUCGUUGACAUUAAUUUCAUACCUAAGAAUUAAAAAAAAAACCCAGCUUUUCGAUUUAAAAGCGAUCAAAUGUUAAAAUAAAUGACUGUUGCUUACAGGCUGGGAUUCGAUUCCUUAAGAUUGGAUUAUUCAUCAUCUUUGUUUUCCUUGUCGUCAUGGCAUAUGGAUACGUCAGCUACAUUUCUCCAUUGAAUCAAGUUUUCAUAACGUUUGUAGCGGGACUCCUACCUCUCCUCAUCAGCAAGUUUUCUAGCAGCGAUAAAAACAAUGUUCACAUUGAUAGUUCGGACCAAAUGUAAGUUUUUCCCCCUUUUAAAAACGUUAGUCUAAAUAUUUCAAUACUUCAAUGCAACUAUACAAUAAUGUUUACUCAUUGUAAUGAAAUUUUGAAUGUACAGGAAGAUAGAUUUAACAUAAUUUUUCCAUUCUUAUUUUAUUACCAGUUUUCUUAAAGAAUUCAAGGAGAAGAUCGAAUCUUUCAGUCAGAAAUUUGUCUUAGAAGAUUUUAUUGAUGCAGAAAUGACAGCGCUUAAGGAUGAACCUGAAAAAUUAGAUCUUAUAUUAAUUUCAAGUAAUGCAGCGAAAGAAACAAUCACUUCUACGCCCACUGCUUCACCAGAAGAAUUUCAGCGACAGCAGUCGCGUGAAACUUGUGGUAUCCAUUUUUGUAACAUUUAUAAAAAUUAAGUUAAUUAACGAAUAUCCCAUUGUUACGUACUGUUAUCAGUAUGGAGAAAUUAAUCUCUUAUUUAAGUAUAUGGCUCGUUCCACAACAGCACAUAACACAAGACGAUACCAAGUGAUAAAUACAAUAACAAAUAAUACGAUACUCAAACCAGGACUAAUUACAAUUAAUAAAUGGUAUCAUGUUAAUUAUAAUGAAUUACAAAAUCAAAAAAAAUAUAAUUAAAAUCAUUGACUUAGAGAAUCCUUUUUUUUUUUUACUUGUACGGGACAAGGGAAAGGAAAACACAAUGUGCAAAAAAAAAGGUGCAAUGACCAAUAGGAAUCUACACUUGUGCAGUAAACAAAGCUCUAUAACAAGAAUAACACACUCUUACAAAUCUCUCGUCUGGUGUCUGCCGUCCAAUGUCGUUUUAUUUAGUCAUUUUCAUAGAUUUCUCGAGAAGGUGCACACAUUGUAAUCGUCUCUCACACAUUCCACAUGUUCUUACAAGGUUCUUAGAAUAAAUAGCUUAUUAAAUGUAGCCAAUUGGAGCCGAAGUCAAAGGGAGACUAUAAUUAGUAAGCCACACCUAAAUAGUAGCGCAAUGCAGCCGAAUGGGGUCAGUUAAGUACACAACGCUGGGAUACAUGACGUAAACACGUAGUCUACAUAACACUAUAUUUAGUGGUUUUUACAUUUGAUGUCACUAGAAAUAACACGCAAACAUGGGAUGACAUCAAUGUGUGAGCUUCCCUAAAGAUAAUUGACAAAACUUACAUUCAAAGUAACGCAAUUUUAACAACCCCAAAUAGUGUUACCUUCUGUGAAUUUUAUUUUGCGCUGAUUUGGAACAAAGAGUUACAGCCUUACUACACAUGCAAUUUCAACUUCACCACACCCUUUCUAUCUCUCUCACUAUGCAUUUUAAAAAAGUUUUAAUAUUGUUUUAUCUAUUUAUUUCUUUGUCAGAAAGUAACCAAGCCACGAGUGAUACAGACCGUACAGUAAUUAAAGUACAGAGUAAAGAUGAUGUGACAUGGAGUCGCGUUGAAAAAAAAGGGAACCCAAUCUUAUAGGCUAAAAAUGAUUUAAGAUAUCUAAAGUAACAACUCUUAGUGGCGUAGAAGACUUUGUGCCUGUGUGUAGUGUUUCUUUCAGACGAUUUCCACA
This is a messenger RNA of Lymnaea stagnalis (great pond snail), 23008 nucleotides long. The record is from the annotation of a GenBank genome assembly. Lineage: Eukaryota; Metazoa; Mollusca; Gastropoda; Lymnaeidae.